AUGCACACAGGCAUGAUGCCAGCGACCGCCUCGUCUUUGCGACUCUACAUCUCCUGGGCUCUUCCCUGUUCCUUCGGGCUCCGCAACCAUCGGAAGCUGCGGCGACGGAUCGCAAAGUUCGUUUUCUGUAACUUUGCUGCAGCGCCGCGAAACUUUGAUCAUUUGCUGUCAAGUCCUCGUCGUGUCAUCGGCGACGGCGCUUCCGAAGCUCAGCUGCGCCUCCACAGCCUGUCACCGCUCGGAUCAGCCGCUGGCAAUACGCUGCGUCUCUGCGUAUGCGUCCCUUUCGGCUGUACCUUCGGCAGCUCCGCUUUGUGA
This is a messenger RNA of Pseudozyma hubeiensis SY62, 318 nucleotides long. RefSeq lists its product as hypothetical. The transcript has a single exon. The record is from RefSeq and is a predicted model, not a curated record. Lineage: Eukaryota; Fungi; Basidiomycota; Ustilaginomycetes; Ustilaginales; Ustilaginaceae. The coding region runs from base 1 to 318 and encodes 105 amino acids.